Suillus subalutaceus is the source of this 2997-nucleotide messenger RNA. RefSeq lists its product as uncharacterized. The record is from RefSeq and is a predicted model, not a curated record. Gene Ontology annotation, biological process: carbohydrate metabolic process. Lineage: Eukaryota; Fungi; Basidiomycota; Agaricomycetes; Boletales; Suillaceae. The transcript has 21 exons. Gene Ontology annotation, cellular component: nucleus. Gene Ontology annotation, molecular function: hydrolase activity, hydrolyzing O-glycosyl compounds; RNA polymerase II transcription regulatory region sequence-specific DNA binding. Bases 1 to 2997 code for a protein of 998 amino acids.
AUGGACAGUGCUUGGACGGUGCGGUGGUUACUGCAACAGACUUACAUUGGCGUCUCUGAAAGAUAUGAGCUACCUAUCUACGUCACCGAAAAUGGAUUCGCUAUCAAGGAUGAGCAUUCGAAGUCGAUUGAGGAAGCGUUGCAGGACAACGAUCGUAUGAACUACUUCAAGAGUAUCACCGCUUCUAUCAAGGCUGCUGUGCUUGAGCAUGGAGUCGACGUCAGAGCUUAUUUCCCGUGGAGAGGCCGACGUCACGAUCCUGGAAAGAAGAGAAAGACCACGAAACGGAGAACGGCAGACCCUGCCAACGCUGAGCCUAUCUAUGGCUCGUCCAUGCCUCCUCCAGCGACAGCCGCAUGGCCAAUGAGUGCUCCGUCAAGCGCAUAUCUCUAUCAGCCCGAAACGUUGGGCUACGAAUUUUCAGUCCUCACUGGCUUCUUGGAAACCCUAGACGAGGGGUCUUUCUUCACCACAUCUCCAGCAGUGACACCCUCCCUCAUGCCUACGCCCACAUUCUCUCAGCCUACUUCCUGGAUCUCAAAUGCUGCUUCUGCUGCUGAAGCGACAUCAAAUCCUCCAGCACAUCCCCCUGAGGCACCCGCUGAAGAGCCUGCACCCCUACUUCUACCGUCUGCUACCAAGGCAGAAAUUUUUUUGUUGACUGCUGCAGAUCAGGAGUCAGGCACUCGCGAUGAACGACUGAGCCGUGUUAUUCGGAGCAAACACGAGGCGGGGCUGCUCAAACCGGAUGAUUAUGUCAAGGGCUAUGCACGACUGUCAAGGUGGAUGGAUCGCAAUGUCUCUCGACCAUUGAAGCAGCAAAUUCUGCAACCGUUGUCGGUGCUGCGACCCAAAUUCCGAGCUGUUGCGCAAUCCUUACGCGAUAUCGACCUCGUAUUCAUAGAAGAGGCUUUCGAGCGAUUACUUCUUGAUUACGACCGUGUCUUCUCAGCCAUAGGCGUCCCAGCGUGUCUCUGGCGCCGAACGGGUGAGAUAUAUAAAGGAAACCGCGAGUUUUCAGAACUCGUGGGAUUUAUGUCUUCUAUGCAGGGCCGCCUCUGUAUCUACGAGCUUAUGGCAGAAGGGUCAGCAGUCAAUUAUUGGGAGAAAUACGGCCAUGUUGCAUUUGACUCUUCCCAAACAUACCUCGACCUUGACAUCCCCGUCAAUAUUUUUCAGCAUGCCCUAGACUUGCGUCCCACUGGUCAUCCGGACCGACCCAUCACCCAGCUCCAUCUUGCCAUGGCUCUGCUCCCUCGCUUCGUGAAACGGGGAUUUCAAAUGGAUGCUGACGAGGCUGAAGAGUUGCUGAACGAAGUCCUCGAUGCUGCCACGCCAACAGCCACAUUUACAGAUCAGUUUUGCUUGCAAUCGAAACAUCCACCCUGCAUCUGGCUGGACGCACUGCUGCAGCUGAUCUUGGGCAGGAGCGCCCUGUGGCAUCCAUACUUCCGUUGUCGUCAGAUCAACUCACCCAUCAAGCAGAGCGGUGUUUGCCAGAUUCACGAUAUCCCAAAGAUUGACAUAGAUAUCACGAAGCUGACGCCACUUUUGCAUGAAGUAAUAUCAAAACAGGUGCGCAACCAGCUUUCCUUCAUCUGCGGUAGCUCAUCAACCGCGUUCCUCUUAAGCUACAAUUAUCUUGGCGUCACACACUGGGAAAGCCCCAAGACGCGGUUCUGGUUUGAUACUUGGGAAUUCCGAGUUUGGUUACUUACGCCUCCAACUUCGGUUCCUACACCUCUUCCAGCGGUUGGCCCACCCGUGAACCCACACCUCCAGCUGCUACAGAUGCUCCUUCAAAAGCACUCACCUCCAGCACCUCCAUCGCAAGAUUCUCGUGCACCACCGACUCCCCCUGUACCAUCAACUCUUCCUGCACCUACUCUCCCUGCACAGACACCUGGCCCUGCAACAACUACAGGUUACUUUGACCUUUCAGUUCCUCGCGCAUCGUCUCCGCUGGAUGAGCAUGUAGAUGCAGUCAGCUCGCCACCACAUUCGGAUACGGUCCCUAUGACUCGCCAAGAUAUGGAUCACACCAAAAACCUCGUACUUGAUCUCCUAGGCUGGGGCGUAUCUCCCGAAUACCUGGUCAAGGCUGGUGUAUCGGCUGGUGUAUUAUACAGGGUGUUUACUGAUAUCAAUUUCCAUCUUCCAACAAACCUUGUUCUCCCUCCCACUCGGCCCUUGACGCCUUCUGGUAUACGAUAUGAAUUGCAUGAAUUUCAAUCGACUGACUUUGCCUUGGCUCGCUUAACCUUUGUGUGCGUCGUGGCUACUGUUUCCAGAUCGAAGGAUCUGCUAAUGUCGAUGGACGCGGAAAGUCUAUCUGGGACGACUUCUCCAAGCAACCUGGAAAGACAAUGGACGGCAUCUCCAGCAGUGACACCCUCCCUCAUGCCUACGCCCACAUUCUCUCAGGCUAUUCCCUAUAUCUCAAGUCCUGCCUCUGCUACUGAAGCGACAUCGAAUCCUCCAGCACAUCCUCCUAGUGCACCCACUGAAGAGCUUGUACACGUUUCAGGGACAAGGUGUGUUUCUAAUCUAUUGUUUCGUUGUUGGGGUGCUGAUCAGGUUGCGCUCAAGUUUGCCAUCCACCUCUGUGCUAACUCGACGCUUCUUCGGAUCGUGGACCGGUUCCACGACGAUAUUUUCUCAGACCUAAAUUCGCCGACCAGGUAUUGCCUUGCCUUAGAUCCUGGAAGUGUAUUCCGCUGUACUCUGCUACCCUUCUUGGUCAGUUAUUCACGUCUUGUCGUGUACUCUUUUGGAUUCCAACACGCCUUUAACGAGACAUGGAGGCGAGUGACAAUGUCUUCCUUGACACGGUCGGUACUUACCUUACCUGGCAAAAAGAUCAAAUCCCUUGACUACACCUUCCCCGACGACAGGUCAAUCCUCCUCCUACCAUCCGAACGUGUCGUGUCCUCUUCCAUACGCGCAUCAAAGCUCGGUCGCCGAAACGGCGUGGUAGCAAACUGCGUCUCCGAUUAG